Messenger RNA from Selaginella moellendorffii, 4138 nucleotides. RefSeq names its product DNA ligase 6. Lineage: Eukaryota; Viridiplantae; Streptophyta; Lycopodiopsida; Selaginellales; Selaginellaceae. Gene Ontology annotation, molecular function: DNA binding; DNA ligase (ATP) activity; ATP binding. Bases 7 to 3942 code for a protein of 1311 amino acids. The record is from RefSeq and is a predicted model, not a curated record. The transcript is spliced from 20 exons. Gene Ontology annotation, biological process: DNA recombination; lagging strand elongation; DNA biosynthetic process.
ACGUCUAUGGUAGCGCUCUCCUCGCUCGAUCUCUGGCGCCGCGCGAGCGCCAGCGGCGAUGGCGCCAGCGGCGGCGGCGGCCACAGCUAUUCGAGAUUUCCAUCGGAUUUUCCCUUCCACAAGCGCAUUCCAGGUACUCGAUUCGUGGUGGAUGGACUCGGGGCGCAGUGUGCUGGGGACUGGUCCAGGGCGUAUUUCCUCACGCACUUCCACGGCGAUCACUACGCCGGGCUGGCGCCGUCGUGGGACAAGGGGAUGAUCUUCUGCUCGCAGGUGACCGGGCACUUGGUGGUGGGGGCGCUGGGUGUUCGCCGGGAUUUCGUGGUGGAGCUUGCGAUGAACUCUGUGAUCUGGAUUGACGAGUGCCAAGUGACGCUGGUGGAUGCGAAUCAUUGCCCCGGGGCUGUGCAGUUCUUGGUGGAGGUCCCCGAGCACGGAACUCGGUUUGUUCAUACGGGGGAUAUGAGGUUUACGCCGGUGAUGAAGGAGGAUGCCUCGCUUUGCAACUUUGUUGGAGCCGAUGCCGUGUUCCUGGACACCACUUACUGCAAUCCAAAGUUCGUGUUUCCAGCACAGGAAGAGUCAAUCAGCUAUAUCGCAGAGACCAUCGAGAGGAUGAUGCUGCAAGAGGAGAGAAGCCAGCAGCGCACGCUGUUCCUGAUAUCCACGUACGUGAUUGGGAAGGAGAAGAUUUUGUUGGCCGUGGCUGAGAGGUGCAAGUGCAUGAUUUACGUGAACGAGAAGAAGCUCGCGUUGCUCAAGUGCUUGGAUUUGGGAGAGCAGGCAAUGCUUUGCUUCACGACCGAUCAAGCACGGAGCUCCGUGCAUGUCGUAGGCUGGAAUGUUCUUGGGGAGACUUGGCCGUUCUUCCGUCCCAACUUCAGCAAUAUGGAGAUGUUGUGCCUGGAAAACAAGGUUGAUCGUGUGGUUGGUUUCGUUCCAACGGGCUGGACGCACGAGGCAACUUUUCCAGUGAGGAAAAGGGGCUCACUGGAAAUUCAUCUGGUGCCAUACAGCGAGCAUUCUAACUAUGAAGAGCUGAGGGAGUACGUGGGAUUCUUAAGGCCAAGAGAAGUCUUUCCGACGGUCGGGCUUGAUGACAAAGGCAUGGACAGCAAGACCGCGGACGCUAUGAAGAAACACUUUCGUAAUCUCGUGGACGAGACUGGAAGCAAGAGGAAGUUCCUUAAAGGCUUUAACAGGAAAGCGACGAAUAAAACACCGGAGGUAGAAAACGAGGAUUGCAGCGAGCAUCUGACUGCCUUUGGACGUAAUGCCAGGAGGAGGAGCAGGGAAGAUUUUGAGCAGAACGAUGGAAGCAACGAUAUAAGCAACGAGAAUAUCGAGACGAAAAUGCAGCUAAAGAGCGUCCUGCCUGAGUCGGUCUCGGAUACACAGAUUGAGAAGCUGCUCUUGGAAGCAUCGGGAGACCUUAAUGCCGCGGUGGCUCUUUUUUGCAAACAGCAAGCUUCACCAGAACGGAAGGACACAGGCACAACGAUCACUCUGAGAUCCUGUAGUUCUCAGAGUGCUAAAGGGCCGAAGCAUCCUCCAGCAACACCGCCUCCCGGUAGACCAACGAAAGUUCCAACUACAAACAAGUCUAGAGGAUCUAAAAGUAAGACGAAGAACUCAUUAAUCAGCGGCCAAAGGUCUCUUCUUUCGUUCUUCAAGAAAGAAUCCGCGUCGUCCGAAGCAACAGAAAGUAGGAGCUCUGGAACGACAACUGAUCAAAAGGUGAAGCAGCUAGUCACCAUGUUAGAGGUGUCUGAACCUUCAGCGUUGGCUUUACUAGAAAAGGGAGGCGGGGAUAUCGCGGCAGCACUAGACUUGCAUUUCAAUUCCGCCAACAUCUCAGAGGUACCAGCUAUAACAUUGAAAGAUUGUAACGAGGAGAACUUGCAAGAUCCUUCGACAGCAGUGGCGGUGGAAACAAUAGAUGACAUGAGCGAAGGCAGGCUGGAUGGAAACGUUUCAAGUGGUCGAUUAUCACAACCCAAAGAAAGCUCUAGAGCAACAUACGUAGCAUUACCACUCAGCAGCUAUGAUCCUGUCCACCACGCUUGCUGGAAAGCCGAUGAACUAGCACCAUACUUGCAUCUGGCACGCACGUUUGAACUCGUUGAGAAAGAGAGUGGUCGCUAUCGUACCACAGAAAUGCUGUGUAACAUGUUCCGGAGUUUGCUAGCGCUGUCAUCGGCAGAUGUUCUUGCUGCACUGUAUUUGACAACAAAUCGUAUCGCCCCCGAUUAUGAAAAUGUGGACCUGAGCAUCGGAACAGCUACCGUGGUUAUGGCUAUUGAAGAAGCAACAGGAACACCGAAGUCCAAACUUAAGGAGAUGUACAACCGUAUGGGCGAUCUGGGUGACGUUGCACAAGCAUGCAAGCAAACACAAUCCAUGCUGAGGAAUCCGCAACCGUUACUGAUACGUCACGUUUUCAGCACAUUAAAGCAGAUAAGCAAAGAAACCGGCAUCGGAAGCAGUAGUCGCAAGAAAAACAUGGUUGUGGGUCUCCUGCGAUCAUGCCGUGAGAAGGAAGUCACAUAUCUUGUACGCACUCUGGUACAGAACAUGAGAAUUGGUGCUAUGGUACGAACGGUUCUUCCAGCUCUGGCAGAAGCGGUUGUAUUACAUCGGGACAAUUCUGCAGUAGCGGCCUUGAAGCAUCAGGAAGUGUCAGCGCUAAUUGUAGAGGCGUUCAAUCUUGUUCCAAAUUUUGACAUACUAGUUCCGUUUCUACUAGAACAAGGCAUGGUAGCACUAGCUACGAGGAUGGUUUUAACCCCUGGAAUUCCCAUAAAGCCCAUGCUAGCAAAAAUUGCAAACGGGGUCCCUGACGUGUUGAAAAUCUUUGAAGGAAAAUCGUUUACGUCGGAGUUUAAGUAUGAUGGCUUUCGAGCACAAAUUCAUCUUUUAGACGACGGAUCCGUUCGAAUCUUUUCUCGUAAUUGCGAGAAUUCAACGUCGCGUUUCCCGGAUGUGGUCGAAAUUAUUAAGUCGUCAACGAUCAAAAGAGACAGCCGAUCAUUUAUCAUCGACGCAGAGCUGGUCGCAGUUGACAGGGCAAACAACAAUAAGUUAAUGGCCUUCCAGUCACUCAGUACUCGUGAGAGAGGGGGACGAACAGGGACGGGUGUGGAUUUGGACAAAAUUACGGUCAACGUUUGCGUUUUCGUCUUCGAUGUUAUGUACGUGGAUGGUGAACCGUUUGUAAAAGCACCUCUCAGGCUCAGGAGACGACGCAUGCAUGACUUGUUUCCAGAAGUAAGGCCUGGUUAUCUCGAUUUUGCGGCGGAGAAGACUUUCACACCCGAGGAGCAUAACACGGAGCAUAUCCAGGACUUCUUGGGACAAGCUAUUGCUGCUUCAUGUGAAGGAUUAAUGGUAAAGGCCCUGGACGAAGGCUCGUUUUACGCUCCAGCAAAAAGAGCAGAAUCUUGGCUCAAGCUGAAGCGAGAUUAUGUCGAGGGAUUGAGCGAUAGUCUUGACCUUGUACCUAUUGGAGCUUGGUAUGGGAAUGGACGCAAAGCUGGAUGGCAUAGCCCGUUUCUCCUUGCGUGCUACGAUCCUGAUCAGGAGGUAUUCCAAAGCGUUUGCCGCGUUAUGUCCGGCUUCACCGACGCCUUUUACGAGCAGAUGAAGGAGUUUUACUCGGAGGACAAGCUUCUAAGCAAAAAACCAAGCUACUAUCAAACUUUGGAGCGGCCCGAUGUGUGGUUCGCAGCUGCUAAAGUGUGGGAGAUUCGCGGCGCCGACUAUACAAUCUCCCCGGUUCACCAGGCAGCCGCUGGCCUAGUCCAUCCAGACCGAGGCAUUUCCUUACGCUUCCCCAGAUUCGUGGGCGAGAGGAUCGACAAGUCCCCGGAAGACGCAACGUCGCCGAGCGAGCUCGUACAGCUCUUCAACGCGCAGACCCGCAAAGUCGACAUUCCAACAUAAAAGCCAGCACACGCUCUAAAGUACGCUACGACUCCGAAAAGGCAGUUCCAACGAUCGAGGAGGUAAGUAAGCUUGUCGUCGAAGAGAGAAAGAACUCUUGUCAUAUACAGUCGUCCGAAAAAAAGAAUCGCUCGAUCACUGGAGAAUCGAGGCAGUGUGGUGGAACCGCUCGGUCACUUUGCGAAUCGAGGCAGUG